AUUAUUUUAAAUGUUUUUCCUUAAGAAUCAGAGAGUCAAUUAAACAAGGCUUGAGCUUCUUAUAUAGACAGACGCAAAACAUGCCCGCCAAUUCUUGAACUCUCAAAACUGAAACGAACCUACAAGUCCAUUAUAGGUUCUCACAUUAUAUUUCAUACAAAACGGAUCCGUGUCGGAUUACCCGAGUUAAAUGAAUAGAACAAUCUUCUCCAAAGUCCUUAAGGGAAAACUUUCUCUAUCGACCAGCUUUUCUUCUUCUUCACGAUCUAAACGCCGAUAUCCACCGCCCGCGAAGAACCUCGGUACAUGCAUCGGUUUGCUACAAGCAUGUGCCAACAACAAGGACCUCAUCAAAGGCCGACAAAUCCACUCAUUCGUUAUCACUUGUGGUUUCCUCCUCAACUCACCUCCUUUGAUCACCAGCCUUAUCAACAUGUACUCCAAGUGUGGCCAAAUGGACGACGCCAUUUGGGUCUUCAACUGCCCCUGUGACGACGAUCGCAAUGUGUUUGCCUACAACGCGAUGAUUGCCGGGUUCAUUGUAAAUGGGCGAGCAGCAGAGGGGUUGGUCUUCUACAACCGAAUGCGAGAGAUGGGUGUUGUGGCAGAUAAAUUUACUUUCCCUUGUGUUAUUAGAGCAUGUAGUGAUUUGACGGAGGUUUUGGAGGUUAGGAAGAUUCAUGGUGUGCUGUUUAAACUUGGGCUGGAGUUGGAUGUGUUCGCUGGUAGUGCUUUGGUUAAUACUUAUCUGAAGUUUAGUUUGAUUGAGGACGCACAAGAGAUGUUUGAGGAAUUGCCCGAGAGAGAUGUUGUGUUGUGGAACGCGAUGGUUAAUGGGUAUGCGCAGAUUGGGAGCUUCGAUAAGGCUUUGGAGGUUUUCAGGAGUAUGAGUGAAGAAGGGGUUAUACCAAAUAAUUUUACGGUUACCGGGGUCUUGUCUAUUUUUGCGGUGAUGGAAGAUUUCAACAAUGGGAGAGUUGUGCAUGGGUUUGUCAUUAAAACGGGGUAUGAUUCCGGUACUGCAGUUUUGAAUGCAUUGAUUGACGUCUACGGAAAAUGCAAGUGCCCUGGAUACGCGUUGAAAAUUUUUGAGAUGAUGGAUGAUAAGGAUAUAUUCUCAUGGAACUCAAUUAUUUCUGUUCACGAACAAUGUGGCGAUCAUGAAGAAACCUUGAGGCUUUUUGAUAAGAUGUUAGGUGCGGGAGUUAUGCCUGAUUUGAUCACAAUCACUGCAGCUCUACCGGCUUGUUCUAAUCUGGUUGCAAUGAUGCAUGGUAAAGAGAUUCAUGGGUUCAUGAUUCGUAGCUUCUUGGGAAAGGAUGGUCAUUGCGAAUAUGUGUUGGUCAACAAUGCUCUAAUGGACAUGUAUGCAAAGUGUGGGAGCAUGAGAAAUGCUUGUAUGAUUUUUGAUAAGAUGAGAAAUAAGGAUGUGGCAUCUUGGAACAUCAUGAUCAUGGGUUAUGGCAUACAUGGCUACGGUAAAGAGGCAUUGGAUAUGUUUGCUCGUAUGUGUGAGACACAACUUAAGCCUGAUGAGGUCACUUUUGUCGGGGUUUUAUCGGCAUGCAACCAUGCAGGUUUACUAAGACAAGGGCGUGAUUUUUUCACCCAAAUGAAGACGAAUUAUGGCAUAACCCCAACCAUUGAGCACUAUACUUGCGUAAUUGACAUGCUUGGUCGAGCUGGCAAGCUCAAGGAGGCUUAUGAACUGGUAAGAACAAUGCCUAUUGAGGCCAACCCUAUUGUGUGGAGAGCUUUAUUAGCAGCAUGUCGACUCCAUGGUGAUGCAGAUCUUGCUGAGAUUGCUGCACAGCAGGUGUUUGAACUUGAACCAGGGGCUUGUGGUGGUUAUGUUCUUAUGUCCAAUAUUUACGGAGUGGCUGGUCGAUAUGAAGAAGUUUCAGAAGUUAGAGAUUCAAUGAGACAACAAAACGUUAAGAAGACACCAGGAUGUAGUUGGAUUGAGCUCAAGGAUGGUGUGCAUACUUUUAUUACCGCUGAUCGGGUUCAUCCUGAUGCCAGCUUAAUUUAUGCUGAAUUGAAUUCAUUAACUGUUCGUCUCCGUGAACAUGGAUACGUGCCGAAUACCUAAGUGCUGUUCUCGUGUUCCAGUCUAGCAGAUUGCAACUAGAACUUUUCCUCUUUUCCAUGUUAUUGGCGACAGAACAGCCAUAAAACAUCAUUAAACCAGUGAUUUAUUUGUUCAAGAGUGAAUGUUCCCCGAGAGCAAACCCUUCUAGAAUUCCCGCUCAAUUUCUAGCCGCGAUCUUUAUACAAUUAUUUUUUUAAUGUAUAUUCUUAGUUAAUUUGUUACUGUACUUUUAUUAAUUAUUCAACGCAGAAUCACAGAUUACAGAUGGCUGAAUGAACUGCUCUUAAUUUUCUGAGCACUUAAAAAUGGAGAGCUUGAACCGCUUUGAAAUCGUUGUCACAAAGGGAAUCCUCUGAUUGGCAAACGUGAAGAGCAAGCAAAACUAUCAAAUAAACUAAAAGGAUUUAAAGUCGGUUGUCUCGCUUCAGACAAUCCUUUAUAUUCUUGAGAUCGACGAAAGGCUAAGACAGUGGUGUGAAUCAGAAAUUUUGCUCACUCAGUGGAGGUUUCAACUCAGGAGAUUAUUCAUAUUGGAAGCCUCUGA
Molecule: messenger RNA, 2636 nt
Organism: Morus notabilis
Lineage: Eukaryota; Viridiplantae; Streptophyta; Magnoliopsida; Rosales; Moraceae
Product: pentatricopeptide repeat-containing protein At3g14730
Exons: 3
Coding region: 191-2092 (633 amino acids)
Biological process (GO): RNA modification; dolichol-linked oligosaccharide biosynthetic process
Cellular component (GO): UDP-N-acetylglucosamine transferase complex
Molecular function (GO): RNA binding; protein binding
Source: RefSeq, a predicted model, not a curated record